AUAAAUGGCCAGAAGAUGGCCUGGUAUGUCUCCCAUCUCCUCUCCUCUCUUCUUCUCAUCUACUUUCCUCUUUCCUCCCCUUGUGGCCUGACGGUAAUCUGGUUGCUGCCCGUUCCUGCUUCCAUCUGUCGCACCCAAUGUUCAACCACACGCCGUCUAAGAUCAAAACAGCACUCCAUCGCAACGAACCAAGUUCAAGAUCGUGACAUGUCGCAACGUUUGCUAACCUUUUGACCUCACAGUGCGCCAUGUAUACGUGGCCAUCGUUCUACAAAAUGCAAUCAUUUCCAUGACCGGGUUAUGCUCCCGGUGCGGAAACCUGGCCGGCCCCUGAGCUCUUGCCCUUGCCCUCCCGGACGACCGUGUGUCUGCGGGGGCGUGCGAGUCGCGAUUCCCAAGAAGCAGAAGUGCGGAUGCCCUAGCGAAGGUGCAAAUGACACGGAGAAAGAUGAGAAAGAGCCGUCUCCGGCUGAGACCCCGGCAUCACCAUCGCGGCAAUCAUUCCGAGUUGCCAAGCCGAAUGGCUCCAAAGCCAGCACGCGGAAGCAUUCCGUUGAUCUCGUCAACCUGGAGAGGAUGGAUCCGAACUCUAUCAACGUGAUAGCCGCCACGAGCAGCAAUGGGACUAGCAACGGGACCACCAACGGGACGGCCAUGCCGAGUAACGGCGGCUCCCAACUCGAAGUUCCACGGACUGGUGAGGCUGGGUACCAGCCACCUCAAGAAACGAUGCCAGCCGGACCUGGCAAUGCAUAUGCGUCUCCGGAGAGUUCCAGCUACGGCUCACCAAUGCCCUACACUAUGGGUCUUCAGUACACGCAAGCGGACCAGCAUCAGCAUGCGAUGCCGGAGAUGGAGAACAGCGGGCUCUAUCCGGGUGCGACUACUAGGAGUCUAGCCGCGACGAUGCCACCACCUUUCAUCAGUGGGUGUUGUCAUACGGCGACACCGCUAAACAGCCCACCACUAGCAGCCAUGCAAAGCCCGUCCUCGGUACCGAAGCCUAACGGGGGUUCACCGCAAAAUGGUAGCUGUUGUGCUAGUAAGGCACAGGUAUCACAUUCUGCUCCAAACUCUGGAAUGGUAUCCCAGCAAGGAUACACGCAGUCAUUCAUACCACAACCAUCCACCUCGAGCUGCUGUGGCAGCAAAGCUCAAGCUCAAUUCAUGAACACAAGCAAUGUGCCGAUGACUCACCAUCAGCAGCAAGUAUACGGCCAGCCAUAUGUGCCCCAGUUCCAGUGUCCCACUGUGUUCACAUACCCCGGGGAUUACGGCUCUUGGCAGCAACCAGUCGUCCCGAGAAUCUGGCAACAGGUCGCCGCGCAAACCAGCAUGCACGUCGCACUGGGUGCGCCGCCGAUGGCACCUCUCUCCAAUGGAGGAGGGACAGGAGAGGUUGGCACCAGCCAUGAGUGCAACUGCGGUCCGGGCUGCCGAUGCGUGGGCUGCAUAGCUCAUCCGUUCAACGCCCAGAUGUUCCAGUACGUCAAUAAUGCGUAUAGUGGCAGCAAUGGGAGCAGCCCAGGCGCUGCAGACAUCUCCGGCGGCGGAGGAGGAGGAGCAGGAGGAGGAGAAGGAGAAGGGUGGGGCCAGCAACAGCAGACGCAACAGACGCAACAGACAGUGACCGGCGGACAGGAGUCGCCGGCCGAAGCGCCCACGCCGGCGGGCAGCGAAGGGUCGCCUCAUCUCGAAGAGCAGUUUCUGUCGUCGAUGGACUACUUCUUUGUGAACCUGCCCAUCUCGGGGCUCUGCGGCGGCAGCCUCGAGUCUUGUCCGUGCGGGGACAGCUGUAACUGUCCUGGGUGUUUGGUGCACAACGUUCCCCUGCAGCAGGCGUAGGACUCUUCGGUAAUGGAUAUUCAAUGUGGACGAUAUAGCUUAGGCGGCUAUGCUAUCAACAUGGCGAAUGGUGAUGAAACUAGUAGUGCGUAGGUGUAGUUGUGACCCGGACGGGGUAACUGUAGAGCCAGACGUGGCGGUCAAUGGUGCUUACUAGUGUUCAGGAUGGGAGAGGGUGUAGCAAGCUGCAGGAGAGGACAUGACCGCGUCAUCAUUGCUCUUCGGUUCCAAUUAUCAUGGAUCUUUUCAAUGUGUUCGCCAUGACUGGCUAUCCUUAUUAGGCGGGCACUGUCGUUUGUUGCAUGAACUGAUACCCUUUCUGCGCGGGAACAUCGUUACCUGGAAGCUAGGUAGAACUCCUUUGUAUAACUCGCGAGAAGCAUGCGUAAUUGCAGAAACUCAGCCUCAUCACGAGAUAUGUAAC
Messenger RNA from Chaetomium strumarium, 2269 nucleotides. RefSeq lists its product as uncharacterized. The record is from RefSeq and is a predicted model, not a curated record. Lineage: Eukaryota; Fungi; Ascomycota; Sordariomycetes; Sordariales; Chaetomiaceae. The coding region runs from base 301 to 1845 and encodes 514 amino acids. The transcript has a single exon.